AUGGCUGCAAACCAAUAUCUGACUACUGAUAGUAACAGCAACUUAGUUCAUUUACAGAGUCAGCUGGAGACUUUACAGAACAACCUAACAAAUCCAGCAUCAUUGAAGUUUUUUAAUUCAAAAAAUAUUUUAGCUAUAGAAUGUUUAACAUGUUUGGUACAGUUUAUCUCUGAUCCACAAGUUAAGAUACCUGUAGCUCAUCACUGUUUUAUGGUCUUCAAUAAUUUAGUGAAAGACAGCGAAAUACGUGAAGUUUUACAGAAGAAUUUCCAUCUUGGUGGAAUAUUGUCCAGUGUUUUACGUAAUUUAUUAGACAGACAAUCUGAUGAUAUUAUUGUUGAGUGUUUAGAAUUGUUAUUAAGAUUAACAUAUGGUCAAACAGUCAACUAUCAUGAUAAUAACACACAGUUAUUAUUGUCCUACCUCAUUACUAACAUAUGUGAAAAUUCAAGUGAAUUAACUCAGCCAUGUUUAGGAUUAUUGGCUAAUAUCUGUAGAAAUAAUAUAACAGUACAGAAACACAUCAGAGAUUCCGCCCACAAGAAACUGUACAGAACAUUAAUCUCUUCACUGAGUGAUAAAAAUAAAACUAUUAUAAUAUUCUCUAUAUCUAUUAUUUUUAAUGUGUUUCAACAUGAAGAUUUGGGGGAAAAGAUGCUCAGUGGUAAGAACCUGAUCAAUAUUCUUCAGUUAUUGUUUAAUAUAUUAUUAAAUGGUGAUUCUGGUUUAACUCAGAGAUAUACAGUAGAUGUCUUCAGAGAUAUUAUUAAAAAUCAGAAAACACUACGCACUUUAAUCAAGCAAAUAUUUGAACUGAUAAUUGAUCUAUGUACAGUGAGUCCAAUCAGAAGUAUUAUCUGUAAGAUAAUGUUAAAAUCACCACCAGUGACUGACUCAGGCCAGCUAGAUCAAUUAUUACAACUUCCUAUCAACCAGACCACAUCCCCUUUACACGCUACUAUUCACUGGGCAGCCCAGUCAGUUAACAAUACUAGUAGUCACUUCACAUCACUACUCGCUUUAGAUUUCUUAAAGGAAAUAUUUGAGGAGGUUUUGUAUACAGAUGAUAAAACAGGUCACAGUCAACAUACUGAAAUUACUGUAUUUUUAUUGUUAAACCUACUACAAUAUAAUACAAAGUUUAACCCUACUGGAACUGAAAUAAAAAAACACCUAGAAAAAACAGUUAAAGUGUUACAAUUUCUCACAGUUUUCAGUACUGAGGAUGAAAUAAAAAAAUCUAUAGCCAGUCAAAUUGAUAUUCAGCUAUUUCCAACCAUCUUGGAUUUUCAAUUGAACCAUAAUAAAGAUAUUUAUAUGAAUCAAAUGGCAGAUAAAACACAAUAUCAUGAUUGGAGUGAUGUGGGGAAGUUUACAGUAUUAUUGUGUUUAAAUCUGAUGUCUAAAUUCAGGCGAGUUGUUCCUAACUUAGAUCAGUGCUUCAUCACAUAUUUACAGGACAGUAAACUUGUACCAAUAUUGGCGUCAUAUUUAACAUCUGGUAAUAAAGAUCAUGUACAAAUGGCGCUACAGCUGAUAUCAACGGCAGCUCAACUAGAUAUUUAUUUAGAUGUUGUUUUAUGUGAUUCAAUAGCUUCUAUAAAUAAUAAUAAAACUGUGUUGGCAUCACCAAGAGAAUAUUUUGUGGACCAUCUUGCUGGUUCAUCCCAGACAACAUCAGUUUUAUUACAAACCAGAUCAGUAGAUAAAGAGAACGUACAUCCUAUAAAUAAUGGUGUUAAACCAACUCCACAGGAAGAAACAUCCAUCCAGAAAUUGGUCAGUAAAAUGGAAUCCAGUUUCGAGAUGAAAGACCACAAAGUGUCAAAUAUUAUUCAACUUUAUGAACAUCAACUACAAUCACUAAAGGUUAAUGAAGAACAUCUGGAGAAUCUGUUAAAAACUAAAAGUUUAGAGUUAGUUCAAUCAGAUAGAUUAAUAUCACAGUACAGAAUUAGUGGAGCUAGAUUUGAGGCUGAUUCUCAGAAUCUACGCAGUGUGUUACACGAGUCUGAAAAAAAGAGUGAAUCUUUGUUAGACAAACUCAAUGAAAUGAGAAUAAAAAAUAAUCAACUGGAAGAACAAGUUGAUCUAGAAAAUCAAAAAGUAGCACAUGUACUAGAGGAGUAUGAAGAUUUGAAAACAAAUUAUAGUGAACUAGUAGAUAGUGGAGAAAAGAUGAGAAGAAAUUUAAAUACACUCAAACAAGAAAUGGAAUCUAAAGAAGAGAUGUAUGACAUGUUGCAGAAAUAUCAUGCUGAUCUCAAACAACAAAAUGACAAAACUUGUGAUCAGUUAUAUACUCUAGAAAAAGAAUGGAAACUACAAGAAAAAAUAUUGAAAGAAAAAGAAGCUAAACUCCAAGAAAUGACUGAAUUGUACAGUAAAUUAGAAACGAGGUUUGACACAACAUCUAAAGAAAAGGAAGAACAGGAGAAAGUCAUUGACAAGUUGCAAUGUGAACUCUGCAAAUUAUCUAAUGCUAAAAAAGAAAUACAAUUGAAGGUGAGCUCCCUAGAAAAGGUGUGUCAGGACCAUGAGGCCACUAUUCAAGAAAAAGAUCAAAUUAUAGAGGAACAAGACGAACAAAUUUCUAAACAUGCUCAAAUAGCAGCCUUAAUACAGAGUUCAUGUGCUCCAACCACUCGUGGAAAGAAAAAAUAACAUUUGAACUAUGCCAAAUUAUGAAAAGUGCUCUUUAUAUAAAUGUGCUAUGUGUUUAAAUACAAAAUUUCAAUUAAAAGUCUCAGACUUGAUCAACAAGUGUAUAAUAUAUUCAUCAGUUGGACUUACCAGGUACCAUGACUAAACAAUAGAAUCUCUAAGACGAUUUAUCCAUUAAACUUAAUAAUUAUUGAAACAUGCUUCUAAGCAUAUACUUGUUUAAUGGAUUAUUACUUAGUUUUAUGUAUUUAUUGGAUUAUAGAGGUAUUCUGUCAUAUAUUUUUGACACCAUGUAAGUCCGCUGAUAAACAAAAGAAUUUUGUUUAUUUGGAUGAUAUUUUUAGCAUACCAAUCCUUAAAAUGUCUUUGAAUUGUUUUCAUGAAUUGAUUGAUUUAUUGUAUUUUCUUUUUUCAAUGAAUGAAUACAUUUUUUUUUUAUAAUAUUAUAGUUGACUGCAGACAUUCUAGUGACAUAAACCAGUAAAUGAGAUGACUUCACAAUGUCAACAAAAUUCUGUAAAUUUGUGUUUAAUGGGAGAAUAGAUUACCUUGCAGCUUUAUUUUGAUUUUGACUUUCAAUGACAUUCUUCAUAAGGUUGACUGAAAAUAAAAGCCAUGAAUUCAGAAUGUUAUUAUCAGAGAAUUGCAUUUACAUGUAAAUAAAUAUGUAUGUAUAUUUUAUUGUAUAAAGUGAUGUAUUGAAAAUUGUAUUAUACUGUUUGUAUUAAAUUGUCUAUGAUU
Molecule: messenger RNA, 3405 nt
Organism: Lottia gigantea (owl limpet)
Lineage: Eukaryota; Metazoa; Mollusca; Gastropoda; Lottiidae
Exons: 21
Coding region: 1-2664 (887 amino acids)
Source: RefSeq, a predicted model, not a curated record